UUUUUUUUUUUCUUUUUUUUUUAAAUUUUCUCUUUUAUUUUUUUCCUUGUUACUUUAUUUUACCAGCUCAGAUUUAGCCCAGGAUCUUUUAACUGCUGCCAGCGGUGGAGCACAGAUCGGGAUUAGAUCUUUUCCUCCCCUGCUCCCAAGAUCCUCCUCCUGAGUGGCUACCAUGGGAAGUAAAACCCUGCCGGCCCCAGUGCCUAUCCAUCCUUCCCUUCAGCUCACCAACUACUCUUUCCUGCAAGCAUUCAACGGGCUGCCCGCUGUGCCCUCUGACCACCUUUCCAACCUCUAUGGCUUCAGUGCCCUGCACGCCGUACACUUGCACCAAUGGACUUUGGGGUACCCGGCCAUGCAUCUACCCCGCUCCUCCUUCUCCAAGGUGCCCAGCGUGUCAAGCCUGGUGGAUGCACGGUUCCAGUUGCCAACCUUCCCACUCUUUCCACAUGUCAUCCAGCCCAAACAAGAGGCCACCAAUGUGACCCUCAAAGCCAAACCCCGCUUUGACUUUGCCAACUUAGCAGUGGCUGCCACACAAGAGGACCACUCUAAACUGGGACAGGCAGACAGUCAGGGCUCGCCUCCGGGGUUGGGGUCCUUGCUUGAGGUGACUAAACUCUCUCCAGAGAAGAAACCCACACGGGGAAGGUUACCGUCCAAAACCAAGAAGGAGUUUGUGUGUAAAUUCUGUGGCAGGCACUUCACCAAGUCCUACAACCUUUUGAUCCAUGAAAGAACCCACACUGAUGAACGGCCAUACACAUGUGACAUUUGCCACAAGGCCUUCAGAAGACAGGAUCACCUGAGGGAUCACAGAUAUAUCCAUUCUAAAGAAAAGCCUUUUAAGUGUCAAGAAUGCGGGAAAGGAUUUUGCCAGUCCAGAACACUAGCUGUUCACAAGACACUGCACACGCAAGUAAAGGAACUGAAACCUGCCAAACUUAAGUGCUGAAUCUCCAACUUCUAUGAACUUUUCCUCCCCCUCAGACUUUACACCAAAACCAGAGCAGAAACAAAACUUUCAGGAUGGAAGCACUGAACUUGCGUUUUGUUUUUGUUUGUACUUUCAUAAGAGCAAAUCUGCACCACCACCUUCCCUGCCCAAACUAACUUUCCAAGCAUGGCUGAAAAGAUUAUUUUUGCAUUCAAAAUACACGCAAAUAAUGCAGGGAGUGCUAGAUGACUUUUGUGGCUUUGAUAAACUUUAUGCCAAAAGGUGGUGCUCACGUGUUGGACAGGAAUCUAAAACCAAAAAAACCCCACAA
Melopsittacus undulatus (budgerigar) is the source of this 1268-nucleotide messenger RNA. It is a transcript of the gene OSR1, whose product is annotated as odd-skipped related transcription factor 1. Gene Ontology annotation, biological process: urogenital system development; embryo development; regulation of transcription by RNA polymerase II. The transcript has 3 exons. Gene Ontology annotation, cellular component: nucleus. The record is from RefSeq and is a predicted model, not a curated record. Gene Ontology annotation, molecular function: RNA polymerase II transcription regulatory region sequence-specific DNA binding; DNA-binding transcription factor activity, RNA polymerase II-specific. The coding region runs from base 173 to 955 and encodes 260 amino acids. NCBI's taxonomy places the organism in Eukaryota, Metazoa, Chordata, Aves, Psittaciformes, Psittaculidae.